Messenger RNA from Adineta steineri, 1200 nucleotides. The record is from the annotation of a GenBank genome assembly. Lineage: Eukaryota; Metazoa; Rotifera; Eurotatoria; Adinetida; Adinetidae.
AUGACUCUUCUACCUGGUCGUCAGUUUCAAUGUGCCAAUGUUAGUUGCUCAUCAUUUACCACCACGACGGCCCGAAACGUUCAAAUCUGUCAAGUGACUUGUUUAUCAAACAAUCUUUGUAAAGCAGCCAGUUUUCAUCAAUCAACUUUAACUUGUCAACUGUUUAACAAUAUUUCAGACCAAAACAGCAAUAUAUUCAUUGAUGCUGACACUUAUUCGAUGAUAGUCAUCAGUGAAACAAGAUUACCAUCAGAAUCAACUACAAUAACAACAACAACCACGACAUCAUUCUCGUCAACAUUACCCUCGUUAGCAUCACCAUCGACAACAAUGACAACAACAGCCAUGACAUCAUUCUCGUCAACAUCACCCUCGUUAACAUCAUCAUCGCCAAUAGCGACAACAACAAUAACGACGACAUUAUUCUCAUCAACAUCAUCAUCACCAUCAACACUGACAACAACAACAAUAACCACGACAUCAUUCUCGUCAACAUUACCUUCGUUAACAUCACCAUCGUCAACAGCGACAACAACAACAAUAACGACAUCACCCUCGUCAAUGUCACCAUCGACAACAAUGACAACAACAGCCACGAUAUCAUUCUCGUCAACAUCACCCUCGUUAACAUCAUCAUCAUCGACAACGACAUUACCCGCGUCAAUGUCAUCAUCCACAACAUUGAUAACAACAACAACAACCACGACAUCCUCCUCGGUAACAUCAUCAUCGACAACAGCGAUAACAACAGCCGCUACCAGUGGAAUGUUUCUUAAUCAAGCUACUUAUGAAGUUGGUACAGAACCAUAUGCAGUAGCAGUAGCCGACGUAAACGGUGAUAAUAAACUUGAUAUUAUCACCGUAGAUUAUUUUGGAGACAGUGCCAAUGUACUUAUAAACUUAGGCAAUGGUACUUUUGCUCCUCAAGUUAAUUAUACAGUUGGUACGGAUCCACAAUCAGUAGCAGUAGUCGAUGUGAACAGUGAUAACAAACCUGAUAUUAUCACCGCAAAUUAUUUUGGAGGCAGUGUCAGUGUACUUAUUAACAGAGGCAAUGGUACUUUCGCUCCUCGUGUUAAUUAUGCAGUUGGUAUAGAUACAUAUGCAGUAGCAGUAGCCGAUGUGAACGGUGAUAAUAAACCUGAUAUUAUUACUGCAAAUUGUUUUGGAGGCACUGUCAGUGUACUCAUUUCUAGCUGA